Procambarus clarkii (red swamp crayfish) is the source of this 561-nucleotide messenger RNA. Its product is annotated as 50 kDa spicule matrix protein-like. The record is from RefSeq and is a predicted model, not a curated record. Lineage: Eukaryota; Metazoa; Arthropoda; Malacostraca; Decapoda; Cambaridae.
AUGCGACGUGCUAUAACGCUAACAGAUUUGCUGGGUGGCCAGUAUGAAGUGCUGGGUGGCCAGUUUGGAGUGGUGGGUGGCCAGUUUGGAGUGGUGGGUGGCCAGUUUGGAGUGGUGGGUGGCCAGUUUGGAGUGGUGGGGGGCCAGUUUGGAGUGGUGGGUGGCCAGUUUGGAGUGGUGGGGGGCCAGUUUGGAGUGGUGGGGGGCCAGUUUGGAGUGGUGGGUGGCCAGUUUGGAGUGAUGGGUGGCCAGUUUGGAGUGCUGGGUGGCCAGUUUGGAGUGCUGGGUGGCCAGUAUGGAGUGCUGGGUGGCCAGUAUGGAGUGCUGGGUGGCCAGUUUGGAGUGGUGGGGGGCCAGUUUGGAGUGGUGGGUGGCCAGUUUGGAGUGGUGGGUGGCCAGUUUGGAGUGCUGGGUGGCCAGUUUGGAGUGCUGGGUGGCCAGUAUGGAGUGGUGGGUGGCCAGUUUGGAGUGCUGGGUGGCCAGUAUGGAGUGCUGGGUGGCCAGUAUGGAGUGCUGGGUGGCCAGUAUGCAAUAUUAGAUGAACAAUUAUCGGUACGAUAG